Molecule: messenger RNA, 1872 nt
Organism: Zophobas morio
Lineage: Eukaryota; Metazoa; Arthropoda; Insecta; Coleoptera; Tenebrionidae
Product: sodium-coupled monocarboxylate transporter 2-like
Exons: 6
Coding region: 52-1827 (591 amino acids)
Biological process (GO): transmembrane transport; sodium ion transport
Cellular component (GO): membrane
Molecular function (GO): symporter activity
Source: RefSeq, a predicted model, not a curated record
UGCAAUCGCAUAAAGUAGUACUAGUUUUCGAAAACCUCAGUCUCAUUCAUCAUGGACCAAACAGAAUUGACCACCAUCCCAUCGACCAUGUCCCCGGUCACUGUAUCCUUCUCGUGGUACGACUACGUAAUUUUCUCCGCUAUGCUAGCAAUCAGUGUCAUGAUUGGACUAUAUUUUGGUUGUUUUGGUACCAAGCAGUCCUCAGCCAGUGAGUACCUCAUGGGAGGCAAAAAAAUGCACGUUUUCCCCAUCGUGAUGUCCUUGGUAGCAAGUCACAUUUCUGGGAUAACUCUACUGGGAGUACCAGCAGAUGUGUACAAAUAUGGUGCUGGGUACUGGUUGUGCGUUCUAGCAUUCAUGAUCGUGGCAGCUGUGUCGAUUUUGAUUUAUUUGCCUGUGCUUUUUAACGCAGAGGUGACCAGUGUUUACGAGUACUUGGAAAAGAGGUUUGACCAGAAAACGAGGGUGUUUUCUUCAUUCUUGUUCGCGGUGUCGCAGGUGCUGUUUUUGCCGAUAGUGGUGUAUAUUCCAGCUCUGGCGUUUUCAGCAGCCACUGGAAUUAACCUCCACUUAGUAACUCCAGUGAUUUGCGGAGUUUGCAUCUUCUACACUACCAUCGGUGGCCUAAAGGCUGUAGUGUGGACCGACACUUUACAAUUCACAGUGACCCUAGGCGCCGCCGGUACGGUUCUAGUUCUUGGAGUUAAAGCAACCGGAGGUCUUGGGAACGUAUGGUCAAAAGCGGUGGAAGGAAAUCGUCUUGACAUUUUUGAUUUAGAUCUUGACGUCACCCGGAGUGACAACUUUUGGGCUCCUUUGGUCGGACUCACCUUUCUGUGGAUCGCUUGGACAAACACUAAUCAAGGGUGUGUCCAAAAGCUACUUUCAGUUCCAACACUAAAGGACGCUAAAUUUGCUACAUUCUACUACGGACUUGGUAUGGGUGUAGUCAAAACUGCGAGUGUUAUGACAGGGUUGAUAAUUUAUGCCAGAUAUUCAGACUGUGACCCUUUUUUGGCCAACCAGAUUAAACGGAAAGAUCAGCUACUCCCUUACUACGUUCUAGACGUAGCAGGGAACAUUCCAGGCCUCUCGGGACUUUUCAUAGCAGGAGUGUUCAGCGCAGGACUGAGUACCCUUUCGGCUCACCUCAACUGUCUAUCAGGAACCAUUUACGAGGACUUCGUCAGUAAAUGUGUGUCCCGGGACAUCACAGAAAAAACCAAGAGCAACUACCUCAAACUAAUUGUUGUAAUCUGCGGUGUUGUUUGUACUGUUUUGGUUUUCAUUUUUGAGCAUCUAGGGGGAAUAUUACCACUAGCAAUAGGUUUCGGAGGGAUGACUGCCGGUCCUAUGCUUGGAAUGUUCACAAUGGGAAUAUUGUUCCGAAGGGCUAACUGCAAGGGUGCUUUUUAUGGAGGCGUGGUGGGACUAGCUUUAAUCACGUGUCUUGUAAUGCCAACUAAAUAUUUACAAAGUCGAGGGAUGAUCCACGCUCCUGAGAAACCGGUGUCAGUUGAAGGCUGUGCUUUUAAUUUCACGCAACACAGCAAUUCGACGACUGAAGAUAACUACGCCUUGGCCAUUUUCAAAAUCUCGUUUUAUUACUACACUUUAAUCGGUUUCGUCUUGACAAUGCUCGUCGGACUUAUUGUUAGUUAUUGCACCGAAGAAGACCAGAAAAUCGUCGACGAGGAGUUGUUGAGUCCCAUGAUUCGACACACUGAUCUCGAUUACAAAAAUGGGGUCAUUACCGAAUACAAUACGGUGGAAAAAGCACUCCAUUUGGUCACCGAUAAUUCGGCAAAGGGUGACUCAGCUUUGUAAAAUUUUAGUUUUGACAGUUUUUAAUAAAUAAUUUGGCAAAAAUAA